GCGGAAGGCCCUCCAGUACCAGGAGGGCACCAAGAGGGAGGACCGGUACCUGUGCGGCCCGAGGCUGGAGGCGAAGCUCACGGGACGGGCCGAGAUCGCGGUCGAGCGCUGCAAGGCUGGGUGGCUCUCCAGACCAGAUGGCGUGGAGCGGCUCCUGGCGUGGCUGGAGCGCAGAUGCUCUCGACAAGCCGUGCCAGACGUAGGCCAGGAGCUCGAGACGUUCUUGAUCAAGACGAAGCGCCGCAAGCUCGAGCCAAUGCAGCAGUGGACGGACCGCUUCGAGACAGGGUACCAGUACCUCAGGCGCGCGCUGGCACGCGCGCUGGGACACACAGUCCCGGUCCAGGUCGCUCCAGCAUGGAAGUGGACAGGGCGACCAUACCGCUGGGUCGAGGUCGAACGUGGCUGGCCAUUCGAGGGUAGCGAAUGGACAUGGGAGUACACGGACGGCCUGCCAGACGAUGAGAAUGAGGACUCACACCUCUGGAGCGCUGCUGACCAGGAUGCGGACGCCGAGGAGGAGCUCGUGGACAUGCCAGAAAUAUUCCCGAGCCUGGUCUUGGGCUGGCUGAUGCUCGCGCGGUCAGGGCUCGACUCGCGCGAGCGGGCGGCCAUCAUGACGGCAACCGGCGGCUCGCUGGAGGUCAACACCAUCCGGGAGAAGCUGAUCUCGAGCUGGGAGGACGAUGACCUGGCGGAGCGUGAUGGGCACUCACGGUUCCCGAAGGCGUAUACGGCCCAGCUCGGAGAAGAUGAUCGCACAUGGCUUGACGGAGAUGAGGCACCAGAUGCAAGCAGCUUCGCAGCCGACAUGGAGAACAGCGAGUGGCAGGAGGAAGAACCAGGCCCAGAGGAGGCGAACGAUGACGACAUCGAGAGCUACUUGGCGGCUCAACAGGAGGAGACGGAGGCGCUCGCGGCGAUCCACACCGCCCAGCGCACCCUCCGCCAGGCUCGUGAAGCUCAGGCAGACAGCAGGCUGAGCAGGGGCUUCCACAGGGGAGGCACGCCAGACGCGAGCGCGAUUGUGGCAGAGUGCAGGAAGGAGCUGAAGUUCAACCUCGUGGCCUCGCUGGUCGCCGAGCAGGAGCCCCGGGAGUCGGAGUGCGAGGCGAUGUUUGCGGACCAGGCCAUCCUCGAGGGCAAGGGCAUCGUCGACUUAGGGUGCACGGACGCCAUGGGUGGUGAGCGCGCCCUGGACAUCGUGGCCCGCAAGAACUUGGAGAAGUAUGGCGACACCAGGCUGCUGGACGUGAACCUGGACUACAGGCCAGUCUACAGCUUCGGGAAUGGCGAGAAGGAGCGCGCCUACGGACAGGUGAAGUUCGGCAUCACGGGCGCGGGCGUGGAAGGCGACAUCGCCAUCAACGGUUUCUCGAAGGAUGUCCCGAUCCUGGUGUCCAAGAAGGUGCUGAAGAAGCUCGGGGCCGUCGUGGACUGCGAGACUGGGGUGGCCGUGUUCGUGAAGCUCGCACCGGACAUCCCCGUGCAGCUGGAGGAGUCACCUGACGGAGGCCACUACUACCUGAGCCUGGUCGACGACUUGCUGGAGCAGCGCGUCAAGGACCAGAGCCAGCUGCGGAACUUCAAGACCAUCUGCGAGAGCAUGCGUGAGUGGGACCGCCAGCCCGUGGCCGCAGUGUGCCAGGGGCCGGACAGCAGCUCGGAUGACCGGGCUGAGCAGUUGGAGCGCUACAUGUAUCCAUCUCAAUCUGAUCACACCAUUGUCACCGAUGUGUCUCCAGUUGCUUCAGCAGGAUCGCAUGCUCGUGCGGUGCGACCACUCCGGAUGCCAACGUCUCGCAGUGCAGUACAGGGCCUCUACAAAGCGGAGGUGCUUCACUUACUUCAGGAGCUUGGCCUACCGCGCAGUCCGGCCUGGGGCGUGGACGAGCUGAAGCAGGUCCUCAAGGAGCACAUGUUUCCGAAGGACGAGACGCCAGUGCAGAUGGCCAUGAAGGGUCUCAGCUCGAUGAAGAAGUCCCAGCUCUUGGCGAAGGCAGAGGAGGUAGGCGCCCACGUGACACAAGGCAUGACGAAUCCGUCACUCAAGCUCUCGAUCCGCAAGGCCAUCCUCAUGAAGCAUACCCCGGAGCCGACCGACUACAUGGGCUUCGGGAAGCACGGAGCCAUGACCUACCAGCAGGUUCGGAGCCAGUACCCAUCCUACGCAGCCUGGUGCCAGAAAGAGGCGAACCAGGAGAGCAGCUGGGAGCUGGCCCGGUUUGCCUCAUGGCUCAACGAGCAGGAGAUCAUCGACAAGAAGGCCGGGGUGACCAGGGAUCCGAAGGAGGCCCCGAGAGAGCCGGACAAGGCUCGAGGGGGCGCGAGGUCAUCCCGCAGGAGAACGGUAGACGCGAUCAUGGAGGACGAGAUCGAGGAGCAGGAGAAGCUCGAGGCUGCGAUCAAGGUGCAGAAGGAGGAGAAGGAGUCCAACCGCUUGGUCCAGGAGCAGAUGCUGACGGCACUGAACCAGCUCAACCAGAGCGGGUUCCAGUCCGAGUGGUCUGGCAGAGGUUUGAACUGCACGAAGGAGCUGGACCCCAGGAAGCAGCGCUGGCUUGCCAAGUGCAUCCAGGAGAGCGGCCACGUUGAGGACUACGAGGCGCUGAUGGCCCACGGCAGUGCCCAGUUGAUGGAGGUCGCGCGCAGCCCGACAUCCAUCCUGAGCACUAAGAUGGCGGAGAAGUUCGGCGAGGACGCUGUAUGCCGCAUCAGUGCGUGGAACGGUUUCAAGCUGGGGACACCUGGCGGCAACCAGAGGGCUCGGGAGGCACGUGAUGAGGCUGAACCAGACCACCUGUGGAUCAGUACGAGGUGCGGCCCCCUGUCUACCCUCACCCUCGGCUUCAACGGCUCCAACCCUAUCAGGGCGGAGGCCACCAGGAAGCGCAGGUUGCAGGCCAUCAAGGAGUACAAGGGCGCGGUGCAGUUGGUGUAUGACCAGGUGGCUCAAGGCAAGCAUGUACACUGGGAGUGGCCCAUCAAGUGCGAGGGCUGGGGCCACACGAUGAUCAGGAAGAUGGUGGAGGACUGCUCCAUGACGGUGGUGAAGGUGGCAGGCUGCCAGCUCGGCGUGAAGGACGGGAAGGGCCUGCCGCUGUUAAAGGAGUGGCUUAUCGCUACGACGUCUCCAAAGAUGGCAGCCCGGAUGUCCCUGGAAUGCCCAGGAGAUCACCGACAUGGGGAGCUCACAGGAGGCAGUCUGACAGCGGCCACCAGCUAUUACCCGGACGAGUUUGCCAGACGAGCUGUGCGCGCGAUGACCGAGGAGGCCGCGCCCGACUACCACGAGUUCAUGAGGUGCGUGGUGGAGCCCGGGGAGGCGGCCGACCAGGCGAUGGCAGCCAACCAAGAGGAGACAAAGAUGAACUCGGACUUUAGCUCGAAGGAGUACCAGCAGAUCAUGAGGUGGCUCACCUCAAUCCACCGUGGCUCAGGUCACAGCUCGAAGGCCUCCAUGCUGAACGCACUUCGGAGGAAGGGCGCCAGCCCACAGGUGCUACAGGUGGCUGAGGACUUCCACUGUGACGCUUGCGAAGAGGCGCACAAGUUCAAGUUAAAGUCCAAGAUCUCCCUGAUCAUAGACGAGAACUGCCGGGUGCGCGUCAGCAAGCUACUGUACCACAUGGUUGGCGAGGACCGGCACAGGAAUCCCGUGUGGGCCGACCUCAAGCAGAUCUAUGAGGAGCGCUGGAUGCCCUACUUCGGCAAGCCACAGAGGGUGAAGGUGGACCCCGAGGGCUCCUGGAUGUCCAAGCAGGCGGCUGAGUACUUUGAUUCCGACUCCAUCGCGUACGAACCCAUACCUGGCCAGGCCCAUUGGCACAUCUCCCUCGCCGAGGAGGCCAUCCAGGCCACCAAGGGGACCAUGGACAAGUUGGUGACGGAGAACCCCGAGAUGACGACGGAGGAAGCCCUGGCCAGAGCGACCGCAGCUGGGAACUCACGAGAAGAUGUCCGAGGACACUCACCCCUUCAACAUGCCCUCGGGCGAGCACCAGACCUGGACGGACACUUCUUUGAGAGCGACUUCGACGAACUGCCCUACGUGGAGGCCCAGAGGAAAGACAAGGAGUUCGGGGAGAACUACACCAGGAUGUAUGCUGCCGAGCAGGAGUACCUGAGGCAAGUCUACAUGCGACGCAUCAGCAGGGCAGAGAACGCGAAGAAUCAGGCGGUGAAGUCCGCGGUGCCAGGCACGUGGGUGCGCUACUUCCGGAAGGAGAAGGGUGAAGCCAAGGGCCGAUUCAAAGGGCUCGCGAGGGUCCUGGCCACAGAGACGGCGCGGCCGGUGGACGGGGACCUUGGCGAAGGACGGGCCCUACACCCUGGGCGUGCAGGAUCUGUGGUGUGGCUUGUACGAGCCGGGCGUAUCAUCAAGGUGGACCUCUGCCAGAUCCAGGCAGCCUCCUCACGGGAGAUCGCCUACGCAGAGCUGAUGGGAGGCAAAGACACGCCCUGGACAGUCCACACCUUCAUGAACCAGACGAUGAAGCACGAAUACCUGGCGUCUCGAGCAGCCCUGGAGGAGGAGCCGAUGAAGGAGAACAUGGCCCUCAUGGCGAAGUCCACUCCAGACGCCCGGGCCUUUUGGGCUCGUCAGGGCACGUCACUGGAGGUCUCUGUUGAGGUUCCCCUGGAGGGGAAGCCGCUCAAGCAGGCCACGCGGCACAUGAGUACCUACAUGGCGAGCCAGCUGCGAAAAGGCAAGCGCGAGAUCUCGGAAAGAACGUUGACCCCGGACGAGGUGGCGAAGUUCGGCCAGGCAAAGGCCACGGAGGUGAACAAAUACAUUGUGUCUUCGGUGCUGGAGACGCUCCCACCAGGCGUGACUCCGCCUCCCGAGGACGUCAUGCGCAUGAGGUGGAUCCUCGAGUGGAAGGUGGACGAGAACACGGGCACGAAGAUUGUGGUCCCGGGUUAUAUGGACCCCGAGUACGAGCACCGUCCGACCACCGCCCCAACCAUGACGAGGACUUCGAGGCACCUGGUGCUGCAGACGAUGGCGUGGUUGGGCUUCAAAGGCUACAAAGCGGACGUGACGGGGGCUUUCACGCAGAACAGAGAGAUCCAGCAUGACCUGUUCGUGAUGCCUGUGAAGGAGCUCGCGGCGGCGCUGGGGAUGCCCGAGGGCGUUGCGAUGCGGCUCAGGAAGGCGGUCUACGGGCUCGUGGAAGCAGCGAUCGAGUGGUUCAUGACCGUGAGCGAGGCACUGGAGGAGUUCGGCUGGACCCAGAUGAAGAUGGACCCCUGCGUGUGGGUGCUCUACGGUGACGGCCACGGCAAGGAUAACGGCUUCACCAAGGAGGCGCUGAAGGACUUCACGAACCCAGAGGUGCUCGGGGACCUGAUCGCGGCGAAGGGGGACAUGGACAUCAUAGCCAUUGCAGGGUCGCACGUGUACGACUUCCUGCUCGGUGGCAACGACACGGACCCCCGGUGGAUCACCGCCCGGGAACAGAUUGAGAAGCGCUUCAAGUGGAAAGCCUGGGAGUCGGAGGAGUUCAUGCAGACGGGGGUGCGGAUCAAGCAGCAGCCCGACAGGAGCUUCCGCAUGGACCAGAGCGAGUAUGUGAAGACCAUCGAGAAGGCGUACCUCACCCCGGAGCGCAAGAAGGCCAAGGACAUGCCGACCACCGACAAGGAGAAGGGCCAGCUGAGGGCUAUCUUAAGGGCCAUCGGGUGGAGAUCCGAGCAGUCAGGCCCCAUGCACUCGGCCGACACGAGCCUUCUGCUCAGCACCAUACCAUCGUCCACCGUGCAGACCAUCAACGAGACCAACCGCCUGGUCGAUCGUGUCCGUGAGUGUGCUGAUCUACCCGCAGUGAUACACAGCCACUCUCAGGCACAGGUGCUGGUGCCAGUGGAGUGGUCCGACUCCUCCGAGGCCAACCGUCCCGACGGAAAGUCCACGAAGGGCCUGGUGGCGGGACUGGCACCUUUAAGGAUCCUCAGGGGAUACGAGGCGGACGUGAGCCUCAUAUCCUGGAAGUCCGGGAAGAUCGAUCGUGGUUGCCGCAGUUCCGUGGCAUGUGAGACACGCUCCGCCGUGGAUGCUCAGGACGAGCUGUUUGGCAUCAAGUUGCAGUGGCUAGAGCUCCUAGGCAACAACAUCGACUGGAGGAAGCCCGAGGGGAUUCUACGCAGACUGCCAGGAGCAGUGGUUGUGGAUUCAAAGGGCCUGUACGACAAGCUGCAGACGACGGUCUACACCUUCUGGGGCAAGGAGAAGCGGACCGACGUGGAGGCCACGACCCUGAAGGAGGGGACGCAGGCGGCGAACAACUGGAUGCUCUGGGUACAUGGGGAUGCCCAACUCGCCAACUCGCUGACGAAGGGACACGAGCCAGGCCAGCUGCGGAUGUAUUUCAACAACGGGCAUCGCUGGAAGCUGGUCUACGACGAGAAGUACCAAAGUGCACGGAGGAGGAAGGCCGCUGGAAUCCAGCCGUUCGAGCACGUGGGAGCGGGUAUCCUCAAAACGCCAGGCGGGACAAUGGCCCACAUCAGUGCAGCUGCGUGCCCAGACUUCCCGCCACAUGAGGCCAUGACCGAGUACAGUUCAGACGAGGAGGCGGACUCAAGGAUGCUCA
Prorocentrum cordatum is the source of this 6596-nucleotide messenger RNA. The record is from the annotation of a GenBank genome assembly. NCBI's taxonomy places the organism in Eukaryota, Dinophyceae, Prorocentrales, Prorocentraceae.